CUGGUGCGGCUGGCCAUGUCCAUGGAGGACCCCUUCUUUGUGGUGAAAGGGGAGGUACAAAAAGCAGUGAACACUGCGCAGGGGCUGUUCCAGAGAUGGACAGAGCUCCUGCAAGAUCCCUCCACAGCUACAAGAGAAGAAGUUGACUGGACCACCAAUGAGCUCAGGAAUAACCUGCGGAGCAUUGAGUGGGACCUGGAAGACUUGGAUGAAACUAUUAGCAUUGUUGAAGCAAAUCCUCGGAAAUUCAACCUUGAUGCAACAGAGCUGGGUGUAAGAAAAGCCUUCAUCACAAGCACACGGCAGGUGGUCAGGGAAAUGAAGGAUCAGAUGUCAAACUCAUCUGUGCAGGCACUGUCUGAAAGAAAAAACAGGAAGGCACUGCUGGGAGAAAGUGGAGGUCAGAGUUGGAGCUCUGGAUCAGAUAAAUAUGGCGGUUUGGAUCGAGAGCUACAGUUAGCCAAUUCACACUUCAUUGAGGAGCAACAGGCUCAGCAGCAGUUGAUUGUGGAGCAGCAGGAUGAGCAAUUGGAACUGGUCUCUGGCAGCAUUGGGGUGCUGAAGAACAUGUCCCAGCGCAUUGGUGGGGAGCUGGAGGAACAAGCAGUGAUGUUGGAUGACUUCUCUCAUGAGUUAGACAACACUCAGUCACGUCUUGAUAAUGUUAUGAAGAAGCUUGCAAAAGUGUCCCACAUGACCAGUGAUCGACGGCAGUGGUGUGCAAUCAUCAUUCUCUUUGUUAUCUUACUGGUGGUGCUUAUCCUGUUUUUUGUGCUGUGAUGGACUAACCUCCCUUGGACU
This is a messenger RNA of Emys orbicularis (European pond turtle), 801 nucleotides long. It is a transcript of the gene STX6, whose product is annotated as syntaxin 6. The transcript is spliced from 8 exons. The record is from RefSeq and is a predicted model, not a curated record. NCBI's taxonomy places the organism in Eukaryota, Metazoa, Chordata, Testudines, Emydidae. Gene Ontology annotation, cellular component: SNARE complex; endomembrane system; synaptic vesicle membrane. Gene Ontology annotation, molecular function: SNAP receptor activity; SNARE binding. Bases 16 to 780 code for a protein of 254 amino acids. Gene Ontology annotation, biological process: retrograde transport, endosome to Golgi; vesicle fusion; intracellular protein transport.